AUGUCUUUGCAAGAUACAUACGACGAGUACCAGCAAACCAUCAGGGCCUUGGAAGAACACAUCACAUCUAUCGAAACGCAGCUCUAUGAACAUGAAAUAGUCAUUGAUACGUUGAAGAAGGUCGAUGGCGAGCGCCCCGCAUGGAGACUUGUCUCUGCCGGGGAUACUGGUGUAGGAGAAGCCAGCUCGGGAGCUUUGGUGGAGACGACGGCUAGCGAAGCGUUGAGUAAAUUGGAGACCACAGUCAAAGGAUUGAAUGAACUGAAAACCAAAGUUGGUAAGGAAGUCCAAGAUGUCAGGAAAGAGUUUGUCGAGUGGAAAACCAAAAACAAUAUCAAGGUUGUCUCUGCAAACCAAUGA
Pichia kudriavzevii is the source of this 360-nucleotide messenger RNA. RefSeq lists its product as uncharacterized. Gene Ontology annotation, cellular component: prefoldin complex; cytoplasm. Gene Ontology annotation, biological process: protein folding. The transcript has a single exon. Gene Ontology annotation, molecular function: protein folding chaperone. NCBI's taxonomy places the organism in Eukaryota, Fungi, Ascomycota, Pichiomycetes, Pichiales, Pichiaceae. Bases 1 to 360 code for a protein of 119 amino acids. The record is from RefSeq and is a predicted model, not a curated record.